Messenger RNA from Racocetra persica, 522 nucleotides. The record is from the annotation of a GenBank genome assembly. Lineage: Eukaryota; Fungi; Glomeromycota; Glomeromycetes; Diversisporales; Gigasporaceae.
AUAUUAACCGAAGCAGAAUUGCCUUUGAAGUUAUGUGCUUAUAGCCCCUGCUUUCGGGCGGAAAGAAUGGCUUCCGGUCAGGAAAAUAAAGGCUUAAUUCGUCUACACCAAUUUCAUAAAGUCGAAUUAGUGAAAAUAAUUGAACCCGACCAUUCCUAUACCGAAUUGAAAAAAAUGUUAGCCGACGCUCGCAAUAUUCUCUAUCUGUUAAAAAUUCCCCACCGAGUAAUUGAACUUUGCUGCUCCGAAUUAGGUUUUACAGCAGCCAAAACAUACGACAUUGAAGUCUGGCUGCCAAUCAGCCAAAAAUGGUUAGAAAUCUCCUCAUGUAGCAAUUGUGAGGAUUUUCAAAGUCGUCGAGCCAAAAUCCGAGUCAAAAAAGAAAACCAAAAAUAUUAUCCUCAUACCCUUAAUGGUUCGGCCCUGGCAGUUGAUCGUUUAAUUAUUGCUCUGUGCGAGUAUUACUAUAAUGAGGAAGAAAAUAAAUUAAUUAUUCCUGAAAUUUUGCAGCAGUAUUUUUAG